Messenger RNA from Monascus purpureus, 1872 nucleotides. The record is from the annotation of a GenBank genome assembly. NCBI's taxonomy places the organism in Eukaryota, Fungi, Ascomycota, Eurotiomycetes, Eurotiales, Aspergillaceae.
AUGGCAGCUGUAGCUCCCCCCGUCCUCUCUCGCAACCGGAUUGAGCCCGGUUCCUUCAACGUCCCCGUGGGCAAACUGCCCCAGUCAGCAACAACAACCUCCCUCGACGCAGACAAGGUCGCAACAGAGCUCAUCUCGCAGCUAAACUCUUCCCUAUCGAAGAGGGACUAUGACGCCAUCUCCGAUCUCUUCCUCGAAAACGGGUACUGGCGUGACCAUCUCUGUCUCUCGUGGGACCUCCACACAUCCAAAGGGAGAGGACAGAUCUCUGACUUCCUCCGCAAGAACCGCCUACCUAUCCAGAUCGAGAUUGAUCGGUCCUCCUCCUUUCGAGCUCCCCAGAUCGCGCCUAUUGAUGGCUUUGGGGAUGUGAAGGGGAUUCAAUUCUUCGGGACGGUCGUCACGGAUGUCGGAUUAGGGCAGGCUGUUGUGCGCCUGGCGGAGGAGAAGGAUGGGAAGUGGAAUAUUUUUACUUUGUUUACCUCCUUGCGUAAAAUAAAGGGUCACGAGGAGUUGGUUAAUCAGCGACGACCGAAGGGUGCUCAGCAUGGAGCUCGUUCGAAGAGGGAGAACUGGCAGGAUCGGCGGGAUGCUGAGGUGAAUUUUGAAGGAAAAGAUCCUGCUGUUCUUAUAGUUGGUGCCGGGCAAGGCGGCCUCACAGCCGGUGCGCGUCUUAAAAUGCUCGACGUCGACACACUCAUCAUCGACGCUGAAGAUCGCAUCGGCGACAAUUGGCGUCGAAGAUACCACCAGCUCGUCCUCCAUGACCCCGUCUGGUUCGACCACCUGCCCUACCUCGAGUUCCCGCCAAGCUGGCCCAUCUUCACGCCAAAGGACAAGCUGGCUGAUUUCUUCGAGGCCUAUGCCAAACUCCUCGAGCUGAACGUCUGGGUCAAGACAGGCAUCAAAUCCGCAACCUGGCACGACGACAGGAAACAGUGGACGGUCGUCUUGGAGCGACGCAAGGAAGACGGCUCCACCGAACUCCGCACCUUUCACCCACGCCAUAUUAUCCAAGCCACCGGCCACUCGGGGAAGAAGAAUCUGCCCAGUUUCCGUGGGGUAGAGACGUUCAAGGGCGACCGUAUCUGCCACAGUUCUGAAUUUCCGGGAGCCAAGCCGAAUUCCAAGGGGAAGAAGGCCAUCGUUGUGGGAUCGUGCAAUUCCGGUCACGACAUCGCACAGGAUUACUAUGAGAAUGGAUACGAUGUGACCAUGGUACAGCGGAGUUCGACCUGCGUCGUGUCUUCCCAGUCCAUCACAGAUAUCGGUCUCCGGGGGCUCUACGACGAGAACGGCCCACCAGCCGACGACGCUGAUCUGAUCCUCUGGUCCUUCCCGACGGAGGUAUUCAAGGCGCAACAGGCCAAGAUCACGGCACUUCAAAACAAGAACGAUGCCAAGACUCUCGAGGGCUUGAAAAAGGCCGGGUUCCAGGUGGACAAUGGCCCGGAUAACGGCGGGUUGCUUGUGAAGUACCUCCAGCGGGGAGGCGGGUACUAUAUCGAUGUCGGUGCCAGUCAGCUCAUCGUCGACGGGAAGGUCAAAGUGAAGCAGGGACAGGAGAUUGCCGAGAUUCUGCCGAACGGGAUCAAGUUCGCGGAUGGCUCUGAGUUGGAGGCCGAUGAGAUUGUCUUUGCAACGGGGUAUCAGAAUAUGCGGACGCAGGCACGGAUUAUCUUUGGGGAUGAGGUUGCGGACCGGAUUGGGAAUGUCUGGGGCUUCGAUGCUAACGGGGAGAUGAGGACUAUCUGGCGCCGUAGUGGUCUUCCGGGAUUUUGGUUCAUGGGGGGCAAUCUGGCCCUGGCGAGGUAUUAUUCUCGGAUUCUGGCGUUGCAGAUCAAGGCAUUAGAGAUUGGUGCUGCUGUUUAG